This is a messenger RNA of Manis pentadactyla (Chinese pangolin), 3384 nucleotides long. RefSeq names its product poly(A) binding protein cytoplasmic 1 like (gene PABPC1L). Bases 1288 to 3189 code for a protein of 633 amino acids. The record is from RefSeq and is a predicted model, not a curated record. Lineage: Eukaryota; Metazoa; Chordata; Mammalia; Pholidota; Manidae. Gene Ontology annotation, molecular function: poly(U) RNA binding; mRNA 3'-UTR binding; poly(A) binding. The transcript has 15 exons. Gene Ontology annotation, cellular component: nucleus; cytosol; ribonucleoprotein complex.
CCUUUUUCCACCUAUUACCUGGUGCCUCUCCACCUUCCAUAACAAACCAUCCAGAGAUUAGGUCCUCCUUUGUGGCUUCUGAGGUUUGGUAUGGACAGUUGGUUACUUUGCAUCUCAUUGGAGAUUGCCCCCACCUUUCUUAACCCUGAGGUUAAGAAAACCAGUGAGAGGUGGUUACAUAAGGCUUGGUCACCUCCAGGGUUAUACCAGUCUCUCAUCUGCCCUAACACUAUCGUAGUCUGCCACUGUCUCCACAUUGCAUUUGGCCCCUUUCUAAAAACAUGUGCAUUCUCACAAGGAGAGGAAACCAUUCUGGGUAGAGGAAUGUAGUUUAGCCCAGCAUUAGAACUGGUUGGUGCUUUCUUGGUACUAUGGGCUGGAGGGCCAGACCAGCUUCUGUCCCUGUUCCCGAACUACUACACCUGCCCAAGUCCUGCCCAACCAAAGGUCAUUGGGAACCAGAAGAGCCUGUGAGAGGCAGGGUGAAGUAUUGGUCGACAGUGGAUUGGACUUUUAAAACAAUGGCUAUAUAACGCAGAUUGAGGCUGCAAACAAACUGACAGGUCGCGCUCAGUUUGCAGCCACCACAACCUUGUGUUAGGUUCCUAGAAUAACUCGGUGAGCCUUCCUGAUGGGAUACAAGUGGGGUGGCUUAGUUGAAAGGUGGGCUGGAAAGCCCUACAAAAAGAAUUAGGCCAUGUAAGAGCCAGUGUCAAGGAAAACCUCAGUGGUCCCAAUGUCUUUCAUGGAGCCUUGAGUCCACAUCCCAAAGCCGGUUCCGCGACAGGUGGGACUGCAUCUGGCCUGGCUUGGGGAAAAGACUGCUUUGAGGAGGUAAGGUACACGAGCUUUGAAACGGUAUUUGUAUGUGAAGCAGGCGCAGGAUGCGGUCUCCUUUAAUGCUUGCGAAGAGGAAGUCCUGUUUUAAGGGAGGGAAAAUGGGCCCAGAAAGACGGUGACAUCAUGCGGAUCAGAGCGAGUCCCAGUCCCCGCCCUCUGACCUGCUGGAGAGGCCCUGCAGCCCCGUCCCGGACCAGGCUGGGGGUUCUUGACCCCCGGGGCGAGCUCGGAGACGUCCCCCACCUGCGGCGCCGAGAACGCGAAGGGCUCCCAGGUGCGGGGCGGGAAGGGGGAGGAGUCGCGGGGCGGUAAAGGGCGGGCGGCCGGCAGCUCAGGGAGAGCCCUGCACGCCCACAGUCCUGCUGCCUAGGCGCCUGUCGGGUGAGCGGGCGCGGGGCGCGCGGCUCGGUCCCUCGUUCCCCCCGCAAAUCCGGCCCGCGACCAGCCAUGAAUGCUAGCGGCCCGGGCUACCCGCUCGCCUCUCUCUACGUGGGCGACCUACACCCGGACGUGACCGAGGCCAUGCUCUUCGACAAGUUCUCUCCCGCGGGGCCCAUCCUGUCCAUCCGCGUGUGCCGCGACGUGGCCACCCGCCGCUCGCUGGGCUACGCCUACGUCAACUUCCAGCAGCCCGCUGACGCGGAGCGGGCACUGGAUACAAUGAACUUUGAGGUGAUCAAAGGCCAGCCCAUCCGCAUCAUGUGGUCCCAGAGAGACCCAGGACUUCGCAAGUCAGGUGUGGGCAACAUCUUCAUCAAGAAUCUGGAGGACUCCAUUGACAACAAGGCUUUAUAUGACACCUUCUCUGCCUUUGGGAACAUCCUCUCUUGCAAGGUGGUUUGUGAUGAUCACGGCUCCAAAGGCUUUGGAUUUGUCCAUUUUGAGACCCAUGAGGCCGCACAGCAGGCCAUCAGCACCAUGAACGGGAUGCUGUUGAACGACCGCAAAGUCUUUGUUGACCACUUCAAGUCUCGACGGGAGCGGGCCGCAGAGCUGGGAGCUCGAGCAAUGGAGUUCACCAACGUCUACGUGAAGAACUUCUGUGGGGAUGUGGAUGAGCAGGGCCUGCGGGACCUCUUCUCCCAGUUUGGUGCGCGUGUUCCCCAGGGGAACUGGGGAUCACUUUCUCUUCUACUGCCAGGGAAGAUGCUGAGUGUGAAGGUGAUGAGAGAUGACAGCGGCCACUCCCGGGGCUUUGGCUUUGUCAACUUUGAGAAGCAUGAGGAAGCCCAGAAGGCUGUGAUGGACAUGAAUGGGAAGGAGGUGAGCGGACAGCUGCUUUACGUGGGCCGGGCCCAGAAGCGGGUAGAGCGUCAGAAUGAACUGAAGCGCAGGUUUGAGCAGAUGAAGCAGGACCGGCUGAACCGUUACCAGGGCGUGAACCUGUAUGUGAAGAACCUGGAUGACUCCAUUGAUGAUGAGAAACUGAGGAAAGAGUUCUCUCCCUAUGGAGCGAUUACCAGUGCCAAGGUGAUGACAGAGGGUGGCCACAGCAAGGGGUUUGGCUUUGUAUGUUUUUCCUCUCCAGAAGAGGCGACAAAGGCCGUGACAGAGAUGAAUGGGCGCAUCAUCAGUACCAAGCCACUGUACGUGGCACUGGCCCAGCGCAAAGAGGAGCGGAAGGCCAUCUUGACCAACCAGUACAUGCAGCGCCUCUCCACUGUGAGGGCCCUGGGUGGCCCCCUCCUGGGCUCCUUCCAGCAGCCCGCCAGCUACUUCCUGCCUGCUGUGCCCCAGCCUCCAGCCCAGGCUGCGUACUAUGGCUCUGGCCCACCCAUCCAGCCUGCUCCCAGGUGGACCGCCCAGCCAUCCAGACCCUCGUCUGCCUACUCUCCAGCUGCCUCGUUGGGCCAGCUGCCAGCUGUGUCCCGGCACCCCCCGGCCCAGGUCAGCAGUGUCCGGCAGGCGUCCACCCAGGUGCCACGCCUGGUACCCCACACCCAAAGAGUAGCCAACAUUGGUACCCAGACCACAGGACCCGGUGGAGCAGGAGGCUCUACACCGGGCGGGCUUCUCCUGACACACAGAUACUCCUCAGCCACACACAACACUCAUGGGGCCCAGGAGCCCGCUGUGUGCAUCCCCGGACAGGAGCCACUGACCGCGUCCAGGCUGGCCGCAGCACCGCUGCACGAGCAAAAGCAGAUGAUUGGUGAGCAUCUUUACCCUCUUAUCUACGAUGUGCAUACCCAGCUGGCUGGCAAGAUCACGGGCAUGCUGCUGGAGAUUGACAACUCGGAGCUGCUGCUCAUGCUGGAGUCUCCAGAGUCCCUCAAGGCCAAGGUAGAAGAGGCCCUGGCAGUGUUGCAGGCACACCAGGCCACUGAGCAGACAGUGAAUGUGCACUGAACCCAGAAAAUGGAAUCCUCCCUCCCCUGACAAGAGAACAGCGUUUCCUGCUCUGGACUCUAAGGCCCUGUGAACCAUGACUUAUUUCUCAGUCGUGCUGUAUCAGUGCUUGAGCUCUGUGUGGGUAGAAGGCUGACCACCCAGCCAGACUGUCUGUGCACCUUUGCUUUGUGCAUUAAAAAGGGCUGCAAACUU